UUUUAAACUUAAAGGCGGGGCGGCCCGUGCGCUCUGAGGCCGGGAAGAAGGUAGAGCGUCUGCGCCAGUUCUCUGCGGUCUAGCCUGGCAGGAUGGCAGAGGAAGGGGCUGUCGCGGUCUGCGUGCGGGUCCGGCCGCUCAACAACAGAGAAGAAGCUCUUGGAGGAGAUACCCAAGUUUACUGGAAAACUGACAAUAAUGCUAUUUAUCAAGUUGAUGGCAGUAAAUCCUUCAAUUUUGAUCGUGUCUUUCACAGUAAUGAAACUACUAAAAAUGUGUAUGAAGAAAUAGCAGUACCAAUCAUAGAUUCUGCCAUACAAGGCUACAAUGGUACCAUAUUUGCCUAUGGUCAGACUGCUUCAGGAAAAACAUACACCAUGAUGGGUUCAGAGGAUUAUUUGGGAGUAAUACCCAGGGCAAUUCAUGACAUUUUCCAGAAAAUUAAAAAGUUUCCUGACAGGGAAUUUCUCUUACGUGUGUCUUACAUGGAGAUAUAUAAUGAAACCAUUACAGACUUACUCUGUGACACUCAAAAAAUGAAGCCUUUAAUAAUUCGGGAAGACUUCAAUAGGAAUGUGUAUGUGGCUGAUCUCACAGAAGAAGUUGUUUAUACAUCAGAAAUGGCUUUGAAGUGGAUCACAAAAGGAGAAAAGAAUAGACAUUAUGGAAUUACAAAAAUGAAUCAAAGAAGCAGUCGCUCUCAUACUAUUUUUAGGAUGAUUUUGGAAAGUAGAGAGAAAGGGGAACCUUCCAAUUUUGAAGGAUCUGUCAAAGUGUCCCAUUUGAAUUUGGUUGACCUUGCAGGCAGUGAAAGAGCUGCUCAAACAGGCGCUGAAGGUGUGCGACUCAAGGAAGGCUGUAAUAUAAAUAGAAGUUUAUUUAUUUUGGGACAAGUGAUCAAGAAACUUAGUGAUGGACAAGUUGGUGGUUUCAUAAAUUAUCGAGAUAGUAAAUUAACACGAAUUCUCCAGAAUUCCUUGGGAGGAAAUGCAAAGACACGUAUUAUCUGCACAAUUACUCCAGUGUCUUUUGAUGAAACCCUUACUACUCUACAGUUUGCCAGCACUGCCAAAUAUAUGAAGAAUACUCCUUAUGUUAAUGAGGUAUCAAGUGAUGAAGCUCUCCUGAAAAGAUAUAGAAAAGAAAUAAUGGAUCUUAAGAAACAGUUAGAGGAGGUUUCUUUGGAGACUCGGGCCCAGGCAAUGGAAAAAGACCAGUUGGCCCAACUUUUGGAAGAAAAAGAUUUGCUUCAAAAAGUACAGAUUGAGAAAAUUCAGAACUUAACACGGAUGCUGGUGACCUCUUCUUCCCUCACAUCACAACAGGAAUUAAAGGCUAAAAGAAAACGAAGAGUCACUUGGUGCCUUGGCAAAAUUAACAAAAUGAAGGACUCAAAUUAUAUAAAUGAAUUUAAUAUGUCAACAAAUGUAACAAAAACACGUAAGGCGGCUGCAACCGUAGUGGGGGAAAUUGAUGAAUCUUUCUGCUCAGAGUCUGAUAUUUUCAGUAAUACUUUUGAUACAUUAAAUGAGACAGAGUGGAAUCCAGCAACAAAGCUACUAAGUCAGGAAAACUUAGAAAGUGAACUGAAUUCACUUCGUGCCAACUAUGAUAAUCUGGUAUUGGACUAUGAACAACUAAGACGAGAAAAUGAAGAAAUGGAAUUGAAAUUAAAAGAAAAAAAUGAUUUGGAUGAAUUUGAGGCUCUAGAAAGAAAAGCAGAAAAAGAUCAGGAGAUGCAACUAAUUCAUGAAAUUUCCAACUUAAAGAAUUUAGUUAAGCAUGCAGAAGUGUAUAAUCAAGAUCUUGAGAAUGAACUAAGCUCAAAAGUAGAGCUGCUUAGAGAAAGGGAAGACCAGAUUAAGAAGCUACAGAAAUACAUAGACUCUCAGAAGUCAGAAGAUAUGAAAAUGGACUUGUCAUACUCAUCGGAAAGCACUGAAGACAUAAAACAAAUGAAACAGACUCUGCUUGAUACUGAAACUGUAGCCCUUGAUGCCAAGAAAGAAUCAGCCUUUCUUAGAAGUGAAAAUCUGGAGCUGAAAGAGAAAAUGAAAGAACUUACAAAUACAUACAAGCAAAUGGAAAAUGAUAUUCAGUUAUAUCAAUGCCAACUGGAGGCAAAAAAGAAAAUGCAAGUGGAUCUGGAGAAAGAAUUACAAUCUUCUUUUAAUGAAAUAACAAAACUCACCUCCCUUAUAGAUGGCAAAGUUCCAAAAGAUUUGCUCUGUAAUUUGGAACUGGAAAGUAAGGUUACUGACCUCCAGAAAGAACUGAAUAAAGAAAUUGAAGAAAAUGAAGCUUUGCGUAAAGAAGUUAAUUUGCUCUCAGCAUUGAAAUCUUUACCCUCAGAAGUAGAAGUGCUGAGGAAAGAGAUGCAUGAUAAAUCUGAAGAGCUCUGUGUAAUAACAUCAGAAAGAGACAAUUUGUUUUCUGAAGUAGUUCAAAAGGAAAGUAGAAUUCAAGAUUUACUUGAAGAAAUUGGGAAAACUAAAAAUGACCUAGCAAUUACCCAGUUGAAUUACAAAAGCACUGAUCAAGAAUUCCAGGAUUUUAAAAAUCAUCAUAUUGAAUUUGAGCAAAAGUAUAAGAUGGUCCUUGAGGAGAAUGCAAGAAUGAAUCAGGAAAUAGGGAAUCUCUCUAAACAAGCUCAAAAACUUGGUUUAAGUUUGGAUGCUGUGAACACAGAGCUUUCUCCCAAAUCUGAAGAAGUUCAGAAAACAACUGAGAGUCAAAAAAGGUUAAAUGAAGUGGAAGAGCUGAAGGAACAAUUAGAAAGUAGAGAUUCGAGGCUGCUAACUAUGGAAAAGGAAAAAACACUGAUCGCUGAGCAACUUCAACAAACUUUAGUAGAAGUAAGAACCUUAACCCAAGAAAAGGAGAACCUAAAACAACUCCAGGAGAGCCUGCAAAUUGAGAGGGACCAACUCAAAAGUGACAUUCAGGAUACUGUAAAUAUGAAUAUAGACACCCAAGAACAAUUAAGACAUGCUCUUGAGUCUUUGAAACAACACCAAGAAACAAUUAACACACUAAAAAUGAAAAUUUCUGAGGAAACUUCCAGGAAUUUGCAUACAGAGGAAAACCUAGGAGAAACUAAGGAUGAAUUCCAGGAAAAGAUGGUUGACACAGAUAAAAAACAGAAUUUGAAAGCCAAAAAUACUCAAACACUGAUUGCGAAUGUUGAAGAUAAUGAGCUAACUGAGCAACAGAGAAAGAUAUUUUCUUUAAUACAGGAGAAAAAUGAACUGCAACAAAUGUUAGAGAGUAUCACAGCAGAAAAGGAACAAUUACAGACUGACCUAAGGGAAAAUAUUGAAAUGACUAUUGAAAACCAAGAAGAAUUACGAAUUCUUGGAGAUGAACUCAAAAAGCAACAAGGGAUCAUCGUACAAGAAAAGAACCACACCAUAAAGAAAGAGGAAGAGCUUUCUAGGAUCUAUGAGAAAUUAGCAGAAGUUGAAGAAAAGCUAAAGGAAAAGAACCAACAACUACAGGAAAAACAGCUACAACUUCUUAGUGUACAAGAAGAAAUGAAUGAGAUGCAGGAAAAGAUGAAUGAAAUAGAGAAUUUGAAGAAUGAAUUAAGGAACCAAGAAUUAACAUUAGAACGUAUAGAAAUGGAGAGGCUAGAGUUGGCUCAGAAGCUCCAUGAAAGUUAUGAGGAAAUGAAAUCCAUAACCAAAGAAAGAAAUGAUCUAAAGGAAUUACAGGAAUCAUUUGAAAUAGAGAGAGAGAAGCUUAAAGGAUACAUAAAAGAAAUCGAAGUUAGAGGUCUAGAAACAAAAGAAGAACUAAAAAUUACUCGCGUUCAUCUUAAAGAACAAGAAGAAACUAUUGAUGAACUAAGAAAAAACAUUUCUGAGAAGACAGCUCAAAUAAUAAAUAUUCAGAAGGACUUAGAAAAAUCCAAUAUUGAAUUACAAGAAAAGAUCCCAGUGCUUCAUGAGGAACAGGAGCUAGUGCCUAAUGUGAAAGAAGUCAGUGAUACUCAGGGAACAAUGGAUGAAGUGGAGCUAUUGGAAAAGCAAUCCAAAACCAAGGAUUCAGUGACACUGGCACGCAUAGAAAUAGAAAGGCUCGAGUUGACUGAAAAACUUCCAGAAAGUCAUAAAGAAACAAAAUCUCUAACUGAGGAAAGAAACAAGCUUCAGACAAUACAGGAAGCAGUUCAGGUUGGACAAGACCAGCUGCAAGAAGACAUUAGAGAAACGUCGGCUGAAGAUUCUCUUAAGAUCCAGGAGCCUCAAGAUCAACAAGAUCAGACCUUCAAUGUGAAAGAAAAGGACGAUGAGGCUGAGGAAAUCCUGAGCAAGCUGGAGCAACUGCAGGAGCCGCUCGAAGCCGGAGAGGCAGCACUGCCACGAGUGGGCAUGGAAAGGCUCAAGAUGUCCGAGAGGCUGCGAGAAGUUCCUCAGUCUGAAACUCACCAACUCAAAGAGAACUUGAGAGAAAUGACAGCUAAGCACCUGGAAACCGAAGAGGAACUGAAAGUUGCUCGUGGUCACCUGAAAGAACAGGAGGAAACUAUUGAUAAGCUGAGAGUGAAUCUUUCAGAGAGGGAAACUGAACUCUCCAGCCUUCGAAAGGAAUUAGAAACAACCAAUGAUGAAUUACAGAAAAAGAUCCAAGAGCGUCAUGAGAAACACGAACAAUUUAUUAGCACCAAAGAAAUCAUUGAGACUCAGGAAAAAAUGAGUGAACUGGAGCAAUUAAAGGAGCAACUCAAAGUCAAAGAUUCAUCAUUACAAAAUAUAGAAAGUGAGAGGCUCAAGUUGACCGAGAAACUUCAGGAAAGUCAAGACAAAAUAAAAAUGAUAAUGAAGGAAAGAGAUGAGCUGAAAAGGGUGCAGGAAGUUCUUCAGAUGGAGAGAGACCAACUCAAAGAAAACAUUAAAGAAACUGUAGCUGAAGAGCACCAACAAACCAUUAGUACAAGGAAUAUUUCAAAGAAGACAGACCAAGAAGCAAAUAUUGAGAGAGAUGUAGAAAACUCAGAUGCUGAAUCACAAGAAAAGAUUCAAGAACUUCAGGAAGAAGAAUAUCAGCUUCUUAAGAUGAAAGCUGUCAGUGAGACUCAGGAAAAAAUAUGUGACAUGGAAUACUUCAGGAACGAGUUUGAGGCCCAAAAGUCAACUUUGAAAAAUAAAGAAAUGGAGAAUGAGCUGGAAAAACAAGAGCAACUAAGAAUUGCUUACAUGCAUGUGAAAGAACACCAGGAAACUAUUGAUAAACUCAAGGGCCUUGUUUCUGAGAAGACAGAUGAAAUAUCAAAUAUGCAAAUGGAUUUAGAAAACUCAAAUGCUACCUUAAAAGCACAGAUCCAAGAACAUCAGGAGAAAGAACAUCAACUUCUGAAGGUAAAAAAUGAUCUCAGAGAAAGUAUGUAUCAAACAGAGCAAUUGAAGAAGCAAUUAGAGGCCCAGAAUUCAACCCUGGAAAGUGUAGAAACUGAGAAGUUAAAGUUGAGUCAGAAACUUCAUGAAAACCUUGAAGAAAUAAAAUGUGUUACUGAGGAAAGAGAUGGCCUCAGAAGCGCAGAGGGAACCCUUAGGAUGGAGAGAGACCAGCUCAGGAAAAGCCUCAGAGAAAAAGAAGCUAAAGAGCUGGAAAAACAAGAGGAACUAAGAAUUGCUUACAUGCAUGUGAAAGAGCACCAGGAAACUAUUGAUAAACUCAGAGGCCUUGUUUCUGAGAAGACAGAUGAAAUAUCAAAUAUGCAGAUGGAUUUAGAAAAUUCAAAUGCUAAAUUACAAGAAAAGAUUCAACAACUUAAGGCAAAUGAACAUCAGCUUUUUAAGUUAAAAGAAGAUGUCAGUGAGUCACAGAAAAAAAUGUCUGAAAUAGAGCGAUUGAAGAAACAAUUCAAGGCCCAAAGUUUAACUAUGGAUAAAAUAGAAAUGGAGAAUUUAAAUUUGGCUCAGAAGCUUCAUGAAAACCUUGAAGAAAUGAAAUCUGUAAUGAAAGAAAGAGAUAAUCUGAAAUUGGAGAGAGACCAGCUCCAGGCAAACCUACAGGAAACCAAAGCUAGAGAUUCGGAGACACAACAGGAACUAAAAAUUGCUCACAUGCAUUUGAAAGAACACCAAGAAACUAUUGAUAAAUUCAGAGAGAGAGUUUCAGAAAAGACAGCUCAGAUUUCAAAUAUUCAAAAGGAUUUAAAUAAAUCUAAAGAUGAAUUACAGAAAAAGGACCAACAGAACCAUAAAGGGGUAGUAAAAUACGAAAAACAGUCACAAUGUAAUGAAAGACACCACCUCACAGAAAGCCUGAGAGAAAAGUGCUCUAGGAUAAAAGAGCUUCUGAAGAGAUACUCAGAGAUGUAUAAUCAUUAUGAGUGCUUAAAUAGACUAUCCCUUGACUUGGAGAAAGAAGUUGAAACCCAAAAAGACCUUUCAGUUAGAGUAAAAGCAAACCUCUCACUUCCAUAUCCACAAAUCAAACAAAUUCAAAAACUUCUCACUGCAAACCAAAGAUGUUCAAUGGAAUUCCACAGAGUCAUGAAGAAACUUCAGUAUGUGUUAAGCCAUGUUACAAAGAUAAAGGAAGAACAACAUGAAUCCAUCAAUAAAUUUGAAGUAGUUUUUAUUGAUGAAGUGGAAAAGCAAAAUGAACUGCUAAUUAAAAUACAGCAGCUUCAACAAGAUUAUGAUGUACCAUCCAGAGAAUUCACGGACCUCAAAUUGAGCAAGAAUAUGGAUCUACAUAUUGAGGAAAUUCUCAAAGAUCUUUCAGAAAAUGACUUCCACUGCAUAAAGACUGAAUUUCAGCAAGUUCUAAGUAAUAGGAAAGAAAUGACCCAGUUUUUGGAAGAAUGGUUGAAUACUCAUUUUGAUAUAGAAAAUCUUAAAAAUGGCAUCCAGAAAGAAAAUGAUAAGAUUUGUCAAGUGAAUAACUUCUAUAAUAACAAAAUAAUUGCUAUAAUGAAUGAAUCUACAGAGUUUGAGGAAAGAAAUGCUACCAUAGCCAGAGAAUGGGAACGUGACCUGAAAUCAGUGAAAGAGAAAAAUGAACAACUAUUUAAAAACUACCAAACUUUGAAGAUCUCCCUGACGUCUGGUAUCCUUGUUGAUUCUGCUACAGAAAACAAUAAGAACCUUCAUGUUACAUCAAGAGCCACAAAACUAACGACAGAGAAAAUUCAGGAGCUGGAAACUUCACUACGUGAAGCCCAAGAAAGCGCUAAGCACAAGGAAAGCAAGAUUAUAAAGAUGCAGAAAGAACUUGAGAUGACUAAUGACAUAAUAGCAAAACUUCAAGCACAAGUUAAUGAAUCAAAUAAAUGCCUUGAAAAAACAAAAGAAAUGAUCCAAGUACUUCAGGACAAAGUUGCUUUAGGAGCUAAGCCCUAUAAAGAAGAAAUUGAAGAUCUCAAAACGAAGCUGGUGAAAAUAGACCUAGAGAAGAUGAAAAAUGCCAAAGAGUUUGAAAAAGAAAUUACUUCUACAAAAGCCACUGUAGAAUAUCAAAAAGAAGUUAUAAGGGUACUGAGAGAAAAUCUUAGAAGAAAUCAACAAGCCCAAGAUACCUCAAUUGUAUCAGAGUGUACGGACUCGCAGCCUUCAAAUAAACCCUUAACUUGUGGGGGUGGUAGUGGCAUCGUACAAAGCACAAAAGCUCUUAUUUUGAAAAGUGAAUAUAUACGGCUAGAGAAGGAAAACUCCAAGUUAAAGGAACAAAAUGAACAGCUAACAAGGCAAAAGAGUGAACUCUUAAGCAAUAAUCGUCAUCUUUCCAACGAGGUCAAAACAUGGAAGGAGAGAAUCCUUAAAAGAGAGACUCACAGAGAAGUUAGUUGUGAGAAUUCUCCUCAGUCUCCUAAAGUGACUAGAACAGCUUCCAAAAAGAGGCCGCAUACGCCUUCUCAAUGCAAGGAACGGAAUUUACCAGAUCCUGUGCCAAGGGAAUCACCGAAGUCUUGGUUUUUUGACAGCCGAUCAAAGUCUUUACCAACACCUCCUCCAGUUCGCUAUUUUGAUAACUCCGGUUUAGGCCUUUGCCCCGAAGAACAAACUGCUGGAGCAGAGAGCGUGAAGCCUCAGCCAGCUCCUUGGCACGCCUCCUCAGGAAAAGAUGCGCCCGAGUGCAGGACACAGUAGACUCCGCUCCUGUCACUUUUCCGGGGGCCCAGCAUUCCCUGUUUGGAAAUGGCUGCAUUUAUUACUUCAAGUGCCUAUCCCUGGCAGUGUUGUCACAGUCCAACUUAAUUUCAAUUCAGUUUUCAUUUUGCCACUAGAAUUGGAAGAGGAAGGAAUAGGAGAUUAAUGCGUUCCAGUAAUUUAGAAUGGUGAUAGCAAUGGCUUCUUGAAUGUGGUAAUACUUUACAAGUUGAAUUGUUUUAUUUAUUUAUAUAUUUUGUAAAGAAUAAAAUUAUUGAAGGAAUUUUCUAGUCUUUCCAUGUAUACAUAAAAUGUAUUCAUUUUUAUUAAUGUAAUGUUAUCCACCUAUGGCUUAGAUACUCCCCAGGCAUUAUGCAUACAUUAAAGCAUCAUUUAAUUAACAAAAUUAUAAACUCCUUUUUAAGUACCUUGAACAUUCGAUAAAUGUUUAAUUAGUGGUUCUGAAUCACAAUUCUAUGUGACAGUAAUUAAUGGUUUCUUGGUGGGUGGUACUCAGCGUAUAUUUGGCUCUACUUGUUUGUUGACUUACAGAAUUUUGCUAUGAGAAUGUAUACAUGCUUUCUGGAUUUAAGUUGCUAAGUUUAGCAAACUGCUAUGACCUCUUCAUUUUCUAGGCUAAUCUUUCUUUUGCUAUAAUAAAUACAAAAAUUCUCUCUCGCUUUUCUGUUACCCACCAACCCCCAUACAAGCACUCUAAAUUGGUUGGUUUGUUAUCAGACUUUGUACUCUACUACAUUUUACUACCAGCUGGAAGAACUUCAUGGACCAUUUAUUCUAUCCUUUUAUUUCAGACAUGAGGAAACAGCACCAGAGUUUCUAUCAAAGUAGAAGAAGUCUUCUAAACCCAGAGUCCCCACAGAUACAUAAGACAUCUAUGGAUGGGCUUCAUGCAGUCUGUAAAACCUCUGAAACUUUAUGUUAAUUUGUUAAUUUUGUCAUUUUUCUAGGAUACUUGGAUCCAUACUUUUAUCAUAUUCUUAAAGGGAUCUUUGGGUGAUGUUUCUUUUUUUUUAAGAUUUUAUUUAUUUGUCAGAGAGCGAGAGAGCACAAGCAGGGGUGGGGGGAAGCAGGCAUAGGGAGAAGCUGGCUCCCACUAAAAAAGGAGCCCAAUGCGGGGCUUGAUCCCAGGAGCCUAGGAUCAUGACCUGAGCCAAAGGCAGAUGCUUAACAGACUGAGCCACCCCGGCAUCCCUGGGUGAUGUUUCUUUUGUGUGUGUGUGCACCUUCUGAUUUUUUGCUGAGUUUUAUCCAUUUGAAAAAGCAGCCACCUCUUCUGGUCUACAGACUGCUUCAUACAGAGAAAGAUUUUUACCUGUCAGCCUGGUUAGAGAUCCUGGGGAUCUCUGAAAUCUUUUUUAGGGGGAUGUGACCUCUGGGCUGUGGGUAUAAUUUGCCAAUUAGAGAAGUUUACCAAUUUCUUUUCUAGGAGCUGGAUCUCUUGCUCCCUCUGGUGUCUGUCUUCACUACAGCAUGUUCUUGCAAAUAAGAAGCCACCCUGCUGUCCUUUGUUCUCAUUGGCCCCCAGGCAUCCAAAGUAUAUCAGCUCUCCAUUAGCACCCCAGGUAGGCAAGACAAAUAUCAGUCUUGGACAGCCCUCCAAAAAGUUGGAAUACCAAGAACAUGCUCCACUCUUCUCCCUCUCUCCCAACUAUGCUGAACCACUCCGGCCUCCGUCUGGGGCACUGCAGGCCCUCCAGUGUCAAUUAAUGCCGGUUCCAUCAGCACUCUAAGUCAGGCAAGACAGAACCCAGUCCUUUGGGCUUCCAUAGAAAAAGUCAGAACUUUGGGUUAGUUUUCCACUCUUCUCUUUCCCCCUACUCCCCUGGGGAAACGAGGAGCCAGAGGCUGAGCUGUGCUGACUUGGGCAAGGGGUGCGGUGGGUGGAGCCACGGGUAAAGGGAAAUGACUCUUCUUGCCCACUUCAGUGCAGCUGUUCUCAGCUCUCCCCUUACCUAGGGUCCUGUGACUUCUUAACUGACUUAAGUUCUCAUAAAGGUAUUUUAGUCUGUAUAUUGUUUUAAAUCGGUGUUUCUGUGGGAGGAAAAGGUGGGACUUUCUACUCCCCCAUGUUGUCGACAUCUCCCUCAGAAAUGUUGCUUCACUCUUAAUGAUCUGGGGUUUCAAUAUCAUGAUAAAUGGCUGUGAAGAGACAAUGAUGAAAGUCAACAAUGAAACAUGCAAAAAUGGUAAAAAGCAGUAAUAUGGUCAGACAACACUAAAAUGGUCUGAAAAGUAAAGUCAAAGUAGACAAAUAGAUUAUUGUUCAUAGGAAAUAUUUUCUGGAGAGCCUGGCAAAAUUAUAUCCAGGAAACCUAUUGAGAGCCUACCAUUCAUACUCAGCAAAUAUUUAAUGGCUGUUUACUGUGUGCCAAUCACUGAUCUAGGCACCAAAAGUUACUGCCUUUGUGAAAUUUAUGUUUGGUUGAAAAACAAAUAUAAUAUGUGCUGACUGCAAUAUAAGGGUGAAAAAGAUAUAGUCCCUAGCCUCGAAGAAAUCUACUCCAUGGAAAAUAUAGAUGGGUGAGCAAAUUUUUGCAACCCCACGUUACUUAGGCUGUCAGAGUCGACAUUACUGUUGGAAAUCGGGACAAAGGAAGGCUGAAGAAAGCUGCACCAAGGAAGUAGUGUUAGACUUGGCCUUGAUUAGAGAAUCCUCAUAUCCAUCAAAAAUGUAUUCUAAAAUCCUCAAAAGUUGGGCACCUGGGUGGCUCAGAUGGUUAAGCGUCUGCCUUCGGCUCAGGUCAUGAUCCCAGGGUCCUGGGAUCGAGUCCCGCCCGCAUCGGGCUCCCUGCUCCUUGGGAGUCUGCUUCUCUUUCUCUCUCUCUCUCUCUCUGUCUCUGAAGAAUAAAUAAAUAAAAUCUUUAAAAAAAAAAUCCUCAAAAGUUAAAGACAUUGUUACUAAAGCAAGGAGCACAGCUGGGUGUCAUUAGAGAUCAUUAGACUCCGUUAGAAGCUACCCUGGGCAAUGAGGGACAGUCUUACCAAAGACUUUAUGUGUGUGUGUUUAUAUAUGCAGAAAUUAGAGAUUUUUUUCAUCCAUUUUUGCCAUCUACUGUAAUUGAAUUUUAAUAAUCAUUCACAUUUAUUAAAUGUAAUCAAUGUGCUGGUAGUUGUGAAUGC
Mirounga angustirostris (Northern elephant seal) is the source of this 11240-nucleotide messenger RNA. RefSeq names its product centromere protein E (gene CENPE). Gene Ontology annotation, biological process: microtubule-based movement. NCBI's taxonomy places the organism in Eukaryota, Metazoa, Chordata, Mammalia, Carnivora, Phocidae. The record is from RefSeq and is a predicted model, not a curated record. Bases 93 to 8099 code for a protein of 2668 amino acids. The transcript is spliced from 50 exons. Gene Ontology annotation, molecular function: ATP binding; microtubule motor activity; microtubule binding.